AUGGAGGAUCCCACGACGCAACAGCAGCCCACGGCGGCAUCGCAAUCGCCAUCCUUGCCAUUGCCGGCCACGCUUGAACCCGAACCCAUAUCCCGACCGAGCUCGACGUCGACCCAGGCCUCAGCCCCAGGGCCUCAGAACAUGUCGCACAUGUUGCCCGGUAUCGCAUCCAUUGCCACCAACGAUAACAACAUUCCGGCGACAACCACAUCACCACAGCCUAGACCCGUUACCAUGGCCGCUCCUCCCAUGAUUCCUCCAGGCACCUCUCCAGCUGCUAGUUCGCAUCCAGGUCCAGGAGGCAAUCUGUACCACGCCGUAGCCACACUGCUGCCCAGCGCAACAGCAACACCAACAAUAGCAAACAUGGCGACAAUGGCUAAUCAUGAUCGCGAAACCACACAGCCCACCUGCCAGAACUGCGCGACCUCGACAACGCCGUUAUGGCGCCGCGACGAGAUGGGUCAGGUCCUCUGCAAUGCUUGUGGUCUGUUCCUCAAGCUGCAUGGCCGCCCUCGCCCAAUUUCCCUGAAGACCGAUGUUAUCAAGAGCCGUAACCGCGUCAAAACUAUGCGUCCUGAUUUGGCCAAGCAGAAAAAGCAACAGCAACAACAACAGCAGAACCUUGCUGCCACCGCUGACAUGAACGGAGGAGUGGGCAUGAUCGAUCCCAACAACCCUGCCGCCGCCGCCGCCGCCCAGGCUGCCCGGAGAGCAUCCCAGAAGUCCAUCAAUGGCCACCCCGUCGACGAUAAUUCGCCCGUUUCCCGCACCGGCACCCCCAACGUAUACAAUCCGCACAUUCCCAUUGACCACAACCUCGAGUACCAAUUCCAAGCCCAACAGAUUUCCGGAUUCGGCGUCCCGACUGCAUCCCCCGGCCGAGCCCCAUCACCUAUGAACGGCGAGCACAUGCCACAAACCCACGAACAGCUCCUUGCUGCCAAUGCCAGCUUGAAGACCCGAGUUAGCGAGUUGGAGGUUAUCCAAGAACUCUACCGCGGCCGCCUUCAUCAACUCGAGACGGAGGAGAAUAUUCGACAAGCUUCGGAGCCCGGCAAGCUUGAAGCUCAACUUCGCGCCCAGAUCGAUGCUAUGGGCGAAGCCCACCAGCAGCUGCAGAAGGAACUGGAGGAAAGCCACAGGAGGGAGAACAUGCUCAAGAGACGCCUCGAUGAGCUGGAGGUUGAGCUGAAGGACGUCAAGGAAGCUCUCGAAUCUCAAGACAAUGGACGCCACAAGAAGAUUCGCCUGGACGAAAACGCCAAGAGCGAGCCCACUGCCGAAGUUGUCGAUCAGCAGCAGCAGCAACAGCAGCCAGCACCUGCAGAGCAACCAGUCCCUACCCCUAUGGCAAUCGACGAAGCCGAGCCUGCCCCUGUGCCAGCAUCCGAGACAGCACCUGAGCAGGUUCCAGCGCCCGCGCCCGAACCCGUCCAAGAACAGGCCCAGGAGCCAGAGCCUGCACCCGUUAGCGAGCCGACUGAGGCUCCAGCCCCGGCCCCCGAAGCCGAACCUGUUCCCGAGCCGACCCCCGCCGCGCCGGAGACUGCCCCCGUCGAGGAGCCUGCCGCACCAGAGGUUGUGCCCACUGAGCUUCCCACCGCCCCCGCCGCUGCAGAAGAAGCUCCCAAGGCGGAGUCAUAG
Molecule: messenger RNA, 1647 nt
Organism: Neurospora tetraspora
Lineage: Eukaryota; Fungi; Ascomycota; Sordariomycetes; Sordariales; Sordariaceae
Exons: 4
Coding region: 1-1647 (548 amino acids)
Biological process (GO): positive regulation of transcription by RNA polymerase II; negative regulation of transcription by RNA polymerase II
Molecular function (GO): DNA-binding transcription factor activity, RNA polymerase II-specific; RNA polymerase II cis-regulatory region sequence-specific DNA binding; zinc ion binding
Source: RefSeq, a predicted model, not a curated record